AUGUCGAGCUCGAUCCUGACCGCGGAUGCCCAGCAUGGCACCCGUGGUGCUCAUGAGGAAGACCAGGGAGCACCGCCGCGAAAGGCGUCUCUCACGUCCGGGACUGCUCUUGCAAACAUCCUUACGAAUGGGCGACCCGGAUCGCCAACAGCAGUGGACGGCGUAGCAGGCAGCACAAUUCCGGGCAAGAAAGGGUCGGCCAAGCUCUCGCGCAAAGAUGCAGUGCCCUCAGAGCCAGCCAUCGAUCCUUUGUCGCACCAUAUCUUUGUGCGAACAAAUACCGAUCAUUCAAUUCCUUCGAAACUUCGAGCUGCCGGAAGGCCUGAUAGUCCUGCUGCCAAUGAAGGUCUCCCGAGACCUAGUUCUGAUCUUUCGGCGAAGCAAGCAACGACGGCGCAGCUCGAGCCAGGAAAAGACAAAAAGAAGCCGGCUUCGUUCCUGAGCCGCCUGAGUAUGAUUGGAAACAAAAAGAAAGAUGACUACUUGUACGAUGACGAAUCCGAAAUCAGCGAGCUGCGCACCGAGGGCGUGAACGCGGUAGCUUUCUCCUCCGUUGUAGGUGGUGCAGGCUAUAUUCCGCACCACAAGGAGCCACCUCGGUAUAUAAAGGUUCGGGCUCAUGGCAAGAAGGCGAAGGAAUUUGACCGUAUGUUCCUUGCGCAACAACUAGUCGGAACUCAGCCACCAAAGGAACACGUGGACGCGAAUACUGCCAUCAACGGUGCCCCUGUCCAGCCAGUUCAUGGGUUUGGUCAUCGAGAUAUUAACAAUGGUGGCCCUAUUUGGGCCAUGGAGUUCAGCAAGGACGGUAAAUAUCUCGCCACCGCCGGCCGCGACCGUAUCGUACGCAUUUGGGGGGUUAUUGCCACAUCUGGAGACCGAACAGCAUACGAAGAGGAAGUCAGUAGUGAUGUUGGCAGCACUGGCGAACGCCUAAGCGCCCCUGUUUUUCGAACCCACCCACUCCGCGAGCUAGCAGGUCACACUGGUGAAAUCCUGGAUCUCAGCUGGAGCAAGAACAACUUCUUGCUCUCUUCGUCAAUGGACAAGACCGUGCGAUUGUGGCACAUUAGCCGACAGGAAUGUCUAUGCACCUUCAAGCACAAAGACUUCGUCACGUCAAUCGCAUUUCACCCACGCGACGACCGAUUCUUCCUCGCGGGUUCCCUCGAUUCCAUUCUCAGGCUCUGGAGCAUCCCGGACAAGGCAGUUGCUUAUUCGAGCCAGAUCUCUGACCUGAUCACUGCCGUUGCGUUCUCUCCUGAUGGGAAAACAUGCAUCGCCGGCUGCCUUAACGGUCUAUGUACGUUCUACGAGACCGAAGGGCUAAAGUUUGGGACUCAGAUGUAUGUGCGGUCAUCGCGAGGCAAGAAUGCAAAGGGCAGUAAAAUCACGGGUAUUCAUACCAUGGCGUUUCCGCCUGACGCUCCUGAUGGGGAGGUGAAAGUCUUGGUUACGUCGAACGACUCUCGUAUUCGAAUUUACAAUCUUCGGGACAAGGCCAUGGAGAUGAAAAUCAAGGGCCACGAAAACUCGUGUAAUCAAAUACGCGCCACAUUCAGUGAUGAUGCAAAAUAUGUCAUAUGCGGGAGCGAAGACAGAAAGGCCUUCAUCUGGUCUACUGGGCCCUCGCAGGGUGAUAACAAGGAGAAGCGGCCAUGUGAGUACUUUGAAGCUCAUUCUGCGAUAGUCACGCAAGCUGUGUUUGCACCGACGGUUACGCGCCAGCUUUUACAGGCGUCGGAGGAUCCGAUCUUUACACUCUGCAACCCGCCACCAAUCACGCUGGUCAGUAAGGGUGAAACCAACGCGAGUCAGACUACGCUGCCACAAGAAACAGAGUGCGAUAUAGCCAAGGUCACCAAACCAGAAAGCACGCCGGCGUUCAAAGCCCGAUCAAAACACCUUGAUGGAAAUAUUAUCGUCACAAGUGACCAUGACGGGAUCAUUAAAGUUUUCCGUCAAGACUGUGCCUUUGUGAAACGCCGGCAUGAGACCUGGGAGACAGGUUCAACAUUCUCACGGAAGCUGGGCCGAGACGGGCUUUUAGGACGAACUGGUAGCAUCAUGACCAAGACGAGUGUCAGCAGCCGAGAUCCUCAUUCUCGCCGCGGAUCGAUCACGCAACCACCCCAAGUGAAUUCGGAGCGCAUCAUGUCGUGGCGACAGGGGAUCGAAGGGACACCUUCGUCAAGACCUAGCUCGAUCGCGAUGGCGACCCCGGCUCGCAGUGAACGAUCCGUCAGCCCUGCCAAGGCACGUACCCCUACAGCGUCCAACACUACGAACUUGGCCUCCGAAGCCAGGCGUCCGCCAUAUACCAGUUCAAUAGCAUCACCAUCCCUGCCACCCAUGAGUCCAACUCCCAGUAUCCAGUCUCAUGAGCAUGAGCGUCCUCAUGCAACCGACAAAUUCUUCCAGCCUCCCACUCCAAGCUUCACGUUCAGGAGUGUUGAUGAUGAAAGCGAUGGCGGCCUCCGACUAGACCCUGCUGGGGCUAGUUACUCGUUCUGGAACCUGAAUCGGUGGCGUGGCAUCGGGAGUAAACCUUCCGAAGAUAGUGGUCACGGGUCUGAAGGCCCUGAGAAGAGACACAAUCGAGUUGCAAGUGAAGCACCGAUAAUCUCGAUGGGCCACGACUCUGAGGAUCAAGGUCGCCGGAAGAGCUUGGGUGCACGCGUGAUGCGGUCUCAGACUGACAAGUCAGAUAAAAGCGACCUUAACAGUCGGAGGAAGAGUGUCCCCUUGAAGACGCACGAUACCAGCCGCCUGGCGCCUCCGGAUGCUCGUCCUGGAUAUGAACGUCACGAAAGCGUUGUAAGCACGUUGACCAGUGAGGGUUUGACCAGUGGCAGCACCAGCGAUGGUGGCAACGACCUGAGGUGUUCCAAAUGCGGCGGUCGUGAUUUUAAGACAAAGAAAGUGGGUACCCGACAGAGACUGAUAUGCUCCCAAUGUGGAAGGAUGGCAGAAGCGUAA
Neoarthrinium moseri is the source of this 2979-nucleotide messenger RNA. RefSeq lists its product as uncharacterized. Gene Ontology annotation, molecular function: protein binding. The record is from RefSeq and is a predicted model, not a curated record. The coding region runs from base 1 to 2979 and encodes 992 amino acids. The transcript has 4 exons. Lineage: Eukaryota; Fungi; Ascomycota; Sordariomycetes; Amphisphaeriales; Apiosporaceae.